Aspergillus aculeatus ATCC 16872 is the source of this 360-nucleotide messenger RNA. Its product is annotated as RidA family protein. Gene Ontology annotation, molecular function: deaminase activity. The transcript is spliced from 2 exons. The record is from RefSeq and is a predicted model, not a curated record. NCBI's taxonomy places the organism in Eukaryota, Fungi, Ascomycota, Eurotiomycetes, Eurotiales, Aspergillaceae. Gene Ontology annotation, cellular component: mitochondrion; cytosol. The coding region runs from base 1 to 360 and encodes 119 amino acids.
AUGAUCCACCGGGAACAAGCACUACUAGUUAGUACCUGUGCUGACCUGCACACAAUCAAAAAGUCUCAAGAUAUCAGAGCCGGUAACCACGUCUGGCUCUCCGGCCAGAUCCCAGCCGACCCCCAAGGGAACCUGAUCAAGGGGUCUGUGACGGAGAAAACCCAGCCCCUCAUCCAGAAGACGGAGGCUAUCCUCCAGGAGGCGGGCUCUGGGCUGGAUUGGGUGGGCAAGGUUGUGGUAUACGUGACGGAUGCAAGCAUCAUACCCGAAUUCCCCAAAGUAUAUGACCCGGCAUUCCCCCAUCGGCCGGCUCGGUCGAUGGUGGAGGUGCCCAAGUUGCCGGCCGGGGUGGAUAUUUAG